GUCACAUGACUGAUAUAUAUUUAUGAGUGAAUAUAUAUAUAUAUAUGUAUUGCGUCUCUAGUGUACCGUCUGAAGUGGCACCGGGGACAUAAGUACAAUAAUUGAAGCAAACUUAAGAAAUUUACAGCGAUGGAGACGACCAUUCCUGCACCCCACGAAGGUUACUUUGGCCCCCCUUACGGAAGCCACGAGCAGUGGCAAAACAGAGCAUACAACAUUGUCGAGGAACACUUAGGAAAGGAAGAUUUCGAGAGAAGAUUAGCCAAGCAGUUUCAGGACGGUUACAAUACUCCGACUUGGUUGAGCGGUUUGAAGUUGUCAUGGAAGUCUACCAAGAUCAGGAACCUUUUUGGUCUAGAUUCCAUAAAGGGGAACGGAUCAUUCACCUAUCAUUCUAGCGUUGGAGGAGCGGGGUUCGCUGUUUUAUCCGAGAAUCUCAAUAUACCAGAAAACGAUUUCUUCAAACCGGGAAAAGUGUUCCCCAUACGCAUGCGCCAUGCAAAUCUGUUCACAGACGACGAUGCAAGUUGCGACUUUCGCUUGGCAAGUUUGAAGUUUGCUGAUGAGGACGGCGGAGGGCCUCUUGAUUUGAUUUUCUCAACAGGUCGAAUGCCUUUAUUCUACAACUUGGCCGAAUUAGAAAAGCUGGACGGAGCUCUAGGAAAACAAGAGGACGGGUUUAGGAAAUGGUUGUUUGAGCGUCCCAUCAAUUAUUGGGCAGCUGUGGACGGUAUGAGACGCGCACCGACUUCAUAUUCAUCCCAGGUUUAUUACAACCACUUCACCUAUCACAUGACGUUUUCUGACGAAAGCACCGAAUUGGUUCGGUUUCGACUGGUUCCCGCCGCGGAUGUUUCAGAAAGUGGGCUUCUUAACGAACAGCAGCAAAAGCAAGCUUGGGUCAGAGAAAGACAUUCAGAUAUUGGUAAUCGUGAGAGCUACCUGAGUGAGGAAUACGAGUCUCAGGUUGAGAAGCACGGUGCUGUGAGGUGGAUUCUACAGGUACAGCUACAUGAUGUGACCGAGCUUUCCGGCUACAACCCAUGUGAGCUAUGGGACCCCGUAACCCAUCCAUGGCGCAAUGUGGCGGACGUCUUUGUAACAGGAAUUCUCCCUGCUCAAUUCACCGACAAGAUGGACUUCAACAUAGACAACAGGCCCGAUAUCCUCUCAUUUCCUGAGGCGAAAUCUGUUUUUGAUUUCAAGUCCGCCAACAAAGCACUUCAAAUUAUGUAUGAAUGUCACCAGACACGGAUGCAGCGUCGACAAGUUCUUCAAGACCCUGAGGAGAAAGUUUCCUCCUAUGUUAUCACGUUGGAGUCGGGACAACAGAGCCGUUCCGGUACCCUUUCGUCAGUACAGGUAACACUGCAAGGUAAAACCAGACGCACAGGCCGACACACACUGAGCAACGUUUACCUGACGUCAGGACUUCAUGUGCACCUUGUCAAAGACCGGUCGAUAGGCAACUUGAUUGCAAUACAAGUUGACAUCCGUCAUCGGUUGUCCAGUGAUUGGUACCUCAACCGACUUUUAGUGACUUGCUUGGAAAGGAACGAAACUUAUGUUUUUCCUUGCUUUGCUUGGUUCACUGACGAUAACAAAACCAUGGUUCUAAGACCAGAUCCGGCAGUGUCUCUGCCUCAGAUGGAACAAUACACCAAGCUUGCGGUAGUGCGCAAGUGGGAGCUUCAGAAGAAGAAAGAGCAGUAUCGCUGGGCAGAUUCAAAGACCGUGGUCAAAACUCAGGUUGAAGGGCACAAUGAAGACAACCUCCCAGGGCGGAUCGCUGUGAAAGAAAUGAAACAUCUGCCUAGAGAUGCCCAAAUACCUGAGGAACGUAUAAAACACUUCUGGCACAACCUGAACGCUGGGUUCCUCAACCUCCAACUGGGGCGCCUGGCAUCUCUGAUUAGUGAAUGGAAGCACACUGACGACUUUAAAACCAUGGUGAAUAGGCUUUUGGAGAAGACUGAUACCAUGGACUAUGUUAUGGAGCAUUGGACUGAAGAUAAAGAAUUUGGGCGGCAGAUGUUGGAUGGAACGUAUCCAACGCUCAUUCGUCGGCUGGCAAGUCUUCCACCUAACUUCGUUGUGCCAGAUGACGCUCUUGUUGGUGUACUUGAUAGGGGACGCACUUUGGGAGAAGAAAUCCAGGAAGGGACUAUCUUCAUGGUGGAGUAUCCAGACCUGCAAACAGUGCUGCGUUAUCCAGACCGUUACGUAGCAGAAGCCACCUGCCUCCUGUACGUACGCUCUGACGGAGCUUUGGUUCCAAUCGCAAUACGUCUUCAACAGUCCUCCGACAGCCAUGAGCUGAUUUGGACCCCCAACGACAGCCCGAUGGACUGGCUGUGUGCCAAAAUUUGGGUGAAGUGCGCCCACUACCAGUACCAUCAAAUUGUUGGCAGGAUGAUGUGCAGGUUAAUGUUGGAACCAAUUGCGGUGGCAUUGAACCGUUGCUUGUCUGUGGCUCACCCCGUGUAUCAGCUACUGCAGUCCCAUCUUAAGACCGCCAUUGGAAUCAAUGUGAUGGAUCGCCAGGUCUUUGGAGCGGGGUACAAUGAAUUUCUAGCAAUUGCUGACGGGGGACACAUCGCCCUGUUAAAGAAAACCUACAAGAAAUUCACCUUCAAGAUUUUGAACCUGCCGCUGGAUCUGGAGACCCGUGGUGUUGACGACCCAGCAGUUCUACCCAAUUAUCACUACCGCGACGAUGCGUUGGCCCUCUGGCAGGUAAUCCGGCAGUUUGUAGAAAAGAUGAUCUCACUUUUCUACCACUGCGACUCAGACGUCGCUGGGGAUGAAGAAAUCCAAGCUUGGAUCGACGAAUGCCAUUCUAAGGGAUUCCUCAACUGGGAAGAGAACAUCGACCACGGGUUUCCCGACAAGAUCAGCAGCUUGGAAGAGUUAUCUGAGAUACUGACCAGUGUGAUCUUUACGGCAACUGGUCAGUAUGCAGCUCUCAAUUAUUCACAGUAUGAUUACAAUACGUUUGCUCCCAAUAUGCCUUCCACAAUGAACAGACCACCACCUAAAGAAAAGGGCGUCGUCACCAUGAAGUCGAUCGUAGAAAUGUUGCCAACCAGACGACAGACCGCGUUCUCCAUUGCUGUUGCGUACGCGAUGUCUCGGCACGAAGGGGGCGAAGUGCUGCUUGGGAAUUAUCCAGAGUACAGUUUCACCGAGCCUGGGCCGAGAAAGGCAGUGGACAAUUUCCAGGGGGAUUUGAAGAAGUUAUCCAGUGCUAUUCAUGUACGCAACAGAAAACUUGCGGUUCCGUAUCGCACUCUCUUGCCUGAGAAAAUCCCCCAUUUCAUUGCCAUAUGAUGAGUCUAAGGCCGUUUUGUAUAACUUCAUACUCGGAGCCCCGAGGUUUCAUGAGGUUUAAGAGGCGGUUCUCCUCCUUAUUCUUCCCAACGUCACUUUAAUGACCUAGCGCACGUGAUGUGUGUGACAGUUCAGAAUGAGCAAGAUAAAUACACAGAUUCCAACGCUCCAACUACACUUUAUCAAGUUUAGAUGCCUAGUACUGGAACUUUUUUAACCUACGGUGAUACGAAUGAUAUUCAAGGGUUUCAAAAACCCACGUCAGCAAGUUUAUACAACUUUGCUCAAUAUAUUUUGUAUAUUUAUAUGGCGAAGGGUUUGUAAAAGUAGCAGCAGUAGCGGGGAAGGUGCACAUGCUUUUAGCUUUUAGGGGACUGGUGAUGGUUUUUUUCAUCCUUUUAAGUCUGUUCGAGGGAGACCUACUUUUCCUUUUAAAUAGAGAAAAUACCAGCCCCUGCCAAAAUAAUGUCUACUAAGUGCGCCACAAUAAAAAAAUCCAAUGUGUAAAAAAGCAAUUAUUUACUGG
Messenger RNA from Lingula anatina, 3856 nucleotides. Its product is annotated as allene oxide synthase-lipoxygenase protein. The record is from RefSeq and is a predicted model, not a curated record. NCBI's taxonomy places the organism in Eukaryota, Metazoa, Brachiopoda, Lingulata, Lingulida, Lingulidae. Gene Ontology annotation, molecular function: protein binding; iron ion binding; heme binding. Gene Ontology annotation, biological process: lipid oxidation.